Mesorhabditis spiculigera is the source of this 600-nucleotide messenger RNA. The record is from the annotation of a GenBank genome assembly. Lineage: Eukaryota; Metazoa; Nematoda; Chromadorea; Rhabditida; Rhabditidae.
AUGACGUUCGGCUACGGACUACACGAAUGGCUGACCCCCGGCCAAAAUGAUCGAUCGUUGAAUAUAAAGAAAUCGAUCCUGGGCCUGGUGACUUUCCUACUUCUCAUCCUGCUUUCGGCUGCCGAAUACUUUUUCAUCGAGGCGUUUUUCUUGGUAUUCCCUCCGCCUCUCCUCCAUGCCAUCCUCUUCCUCAUCGAAUUACUAUCGUUUCUUCUAUUUAUCCACGCACUUUUCAACGAGAAGGGGCCACUGGCCAUUCCUCUUUGCGUUACGCAGGCGAUUCGCGUUCUGCUUUUUGCCGGCGUCCUCAUUUACUACAUCAUCGAUUAUUUUAACGAUGAAGAUGUACCACUCGAACAUAGGAAUAGCAAUCGCUCGAAAUGGGUGGCAAAACUGGGGAGUCAUCUAAUAUUCGUUGCGAUGGGCCAUGUGCUGCUGUUCUACUGUGGAUGGGCAUGUUAUAGGCGUUUCCCCCAUUCAUCAGCCUACCGUAGCUCGAUCUCAAAGCAUGCAGAUGGUGGCCAAUUCCAUCCCCAAGGGACACAUCAUGUGAUUGUAUUGGAACAACCGAUUGAACAAGCCAUGUAUGGCAAGAGGCCA